AUGCAGGAUGACUUCAUGCGCCGUCCGGCGGGGUUCUGGGGGUGCCUCCGCGUACUCCGCGGCUGUUGUAGGGUGUCCGAAUGCCUGGACGGCGGACCCGGUGGGUGGUGGUUCCGCUCUGUGAUUAUUGCGCCCGCGAACCUUUCUGAUCCUCUCGCCUUGCGUCACUGUCCCGUACCCGCAUCUUCAAACGCUAGCGCAUUCUUUCGGCCGGCGACGAGCGCAGAGUUGCCUUGCAAGUCUCCUCUGCUUCACGAGCGGGCUUUGGACCGUGUACUGGGCUGGUACUGCAGUCGUCCUGAUGGGGAAGGGCACCGCAGAGAGCGUAUGAGCUGGAAGGCCUGCAGAUGCAGAGGCUCGGAUAGUGCACAUGCUGAUCCGCUCAGUCCUCCACAGCUCGGACGUCGUUCCUCGCCGAGGGGGCGUGCGAAGCCAGUGCUUUUCCAUCAGACGUCGCAGUGCGUACGCUAUAUGAAUGGUGCUGGGGACGGAGAAGCGGGAUCAGCACGCAUCCCCCCUGCCUCUCCCUCGGCAGUAGCUGCAGUAAUGGACUCGCAGCACAGGUCCCACACGGUCCACGACAUGUGGUGCAUUCGAGGGAAGUCUAGCUGUGUUCGCCAGUGGAUACGGGACGCGCAUAGUUAUACUCCCCAAGCAAGCAACAUCCGUCGCCCGACGCGCGGCCCAAGGGCCCGGCGCAGCGCGUCGUUAACUAUCACGGGGCGGACGGGCCUCUGGCCCCAGGGCCUGAGAGCUGAAGCAGAAAGAAGUGCCGCUCUAAUCCAGUGCGGCCCAGCUCGCUUCGAGUCCUUCCAGCUCGGCGCCGGCACGAAGGAGGAUACGCCUUCUUUCGCGGCAGACGUUCUCAACCGGACGGGGAUCCAGAAAAUAGCGGGUGAUUGCGGUUCAAGCAUCCCCGAGUUCCGCUACACGUUCUCCUCCUUCUCCCAUCAUCUCACUUUCUGUCGAGCUCGUCGCCAACAGCGACGUCGCAGCCUGCGCCAGGACGUUCGCCGCUAUAACCCCUCUCGAUGCGCGCCGAACGAGCCGCGUCCACUGGUUCUAUUCGCACUCUCACACGGUCCCGAAGACGCACGCCUCGGCCCAUCGCACCGUUUCGUUCAUGGGCAGCAGACAGCAUACUCUGCGACGGAGUAUCGCACCCCCGCGCAGGCUCCGCGAAUCUGGCAAGAUGUUGGAAACAGGGGGAGGUUCGCGCGUAGCAUGCUGGGCUGGGAGACACGGAAGCAGGCGGCGGCGGGCGGACCAUGGAUCUGA
Messenger RNA from Laetiporus sulphureus 93-53, 1278 nucleotides. RefSeq lists its product as uncharacterized. The transcript is spliced from 7 exons. The coding region runs from base 1 to 1278 and encodes 425 amino acids. The record is from RefSeq and is a predicted model, not a curated record. Lineage: Eukaryota; Fungi; Basidiomycota; Agaricomycetes; Polyporales; Laetiporaceae.